This is a messenger RNA of Brassica oleracea var. oleracea, 926 nucleotides long. RefSeq lists its product as uncharacterized. The coding region runs from base 142 to 606 and encodes 154 amino acids. NCBI's taxonomy places the organism in Eukaryota, Viridiplantae, Streptophyta, Magnoliopsida, Brassicales, Brassicaceae. The record is from RefSeq and is a predicted model, not a curated record. The transcript has 6 exons.
CGAGUUCACAGCCAGCUUAGGAGGUCCAGUAGGAGAAGCCUUCCCCUGUCUCGAUACCAAGGAAGGGAUUAAAAAGAAGGAACUUGUCUCAAUAGGGAUCUAAACAAAUUCAUCUCCAAUUCUAACGGGCAGAUAACAUUCAUGACACAGGAAGCUGAUUUUAUUUGCUAUGCUCGGGUUGUUGAGGUCCUGCGACAAAAUGGCAGGUCUUUUGUCUUUUGCACUGGAUGCAGCAGGAAGCUAGACAAAUCUGGCACUUUUUUCCGUUGCAAUCGUUGUGAUAAUCCCAAUGUGACUGGUGUUAUAAAAGACCGUGUUGAACUAUCAGUUGAUGAUGGGAGCGACAAUGCCACUUUUGUGGUGUUCGACAGAAAGAUGCUUAAACUCACUAAACAAGAUGCAGCUGUUCUAGCUCUCGAUGAGAUGAAUGGUGGUGGCGGUGAUGAACUCCCACACUGCCUUAAAGAACUUGAUGGAAAAGAUUUUGUAUUUCAGAUACGUGUGACACCAUACAAUUUCACCUCAAACCACCGCACUUUCACUGUUUCUGGAAUCAGUGACCACAUUAACCCGAGACUUUCAACACCAAUGAAGCUCCAUUGUUGAAGGGGAAGGUAGUGAAGCAUCCGCUUCUGUCAGCAACACGCUUGGAGGUCAAGGCGAUGAGCCAAAUCCAUCCGGGUAUGAAGGCAAAGAGGGUGGUGGCCGCAAACGCCCCCGUGAGUGAAGUUACAGAGCUGUUAAACGGUCAACACAACUCUGCUUUCGUCUCAUUAUAAUUUCCUAAAUUGCUAUGCAUUUCCUAUUUCAGACUUUGCAAUAUUUUUCCCAAUUUCCUGUUUUUUUAAGCCAUUUACGGCAAAGUAACUCUCUCGAGGAGAAGAUUUUCUGAUAUUUAAUAGUAAAAAUGAAGGGUUGACAUAAUA